AUGAUUAGGAUUCUGUGCGAUUCCGCUCGGGGCGGGGGUAGGGGAGAGAAGAAGUGGGGUGGAAUAGACACCAGGAAGGGCCCGGGGGCUAUUGGUAUGCGGAGGACAUGUAUGAGUUUACUGGCUGCUGCGGAGGAAGAACGUAUGUACUCCUGCCUACAUUCUAGGGGUGGAUCUGACUUUUCUGAUAAGGAAGGCUGAGUGCUAGCUAUAUCAUUCGCUCCCUCCUGCCCUCGAUAUCGAUUACCCUGUCUACUAGCAUCCCUAAAGCAAAUCGCCUACAAAAAAUAGACGGUCGGGUGUGCGCCAUUCUACAGAUUUUGACAUACCGUUACAUAACUACGCCAAAUUCUUAGGAUACAGAAGUGGACGCCCACGAUCCACAUCAUGUUCAAAGAAUGGAGAUGAUCGUCUCUCCAAUUACUUCUACACCGGAGACUCAACGUGUCGUUAGGACAAUUCUGCGCAGGGAAUAUGAGUCGAUAGUCAAGGAGGCAGAGGAAGGUAAUAAGCAAGUGCAAAAGUAUCUUGUUGCUACGGAUUUGAGUGGGGAGGCCCAGCAUGCUCCGGAGUGGAAAAUUGGAACGGUUCUGGGAGAUGGGGAUACUCUGAUGGCCAUAUAA
This is a messenger RNA of Tuber aestivum (summer truffle), 623 nucleotides long. The record is from the annotation of a GenBank genome assembly. NCBI's taxonomy places the organism in Eukaryota, Fungi, Ascomycota, Pezizomycetes, Pezizales, Tuberaceae.